Molecule: messenger RNA, 1173 nt
Organism: Brassica napus (rape)
Lineage: Eukaryota; Viridiplantae; Streptophyta; Magnoliopsida; Brassicales; Brassicaceae
Exons: 2
Coding region: 145-864 (239 amino acids)
Source: RefSeq, a predicted model, not a curated record
UUCUUUUCAAUUUUGUUUUGGUCAUUUUUCAUUUUUUUCUUAUAAAUAGGGUCUUUCUACUUCAAAGCACCUUCCAAUAAGUCACACAUAGAGAGGCGUUACAAAACACACUCAACAAAGCUUUGAUAAGUUUUUGGACUAGUAAUGGAGUGGAAAGAAUGUUACUUAGAUGUGAUCUUAGUGCCGCUAGGGCUAAUGGCAUAUGCAGCUUACCAUGUUUACUUGUGGCACAAGUUACGUACACGGCCUCUCACCACCGUCAUCGGUACUAACGCUAGAGCUCGCCGUUUUUGGGUCGCUUCCAUCAUCAAGGACAACGAAAAGAAAAACAUAUUGGCCGUUCAAACGCUAAGAAACUGCAUAAUGGGAUCGACUUUAAUGGCUACAACAUCAAUCCUCCUCUGCGCGGGUUUAGCUGCGGUUAUAAGCAGCACUUAUGCGGUAAAGAAGCCUCUAAGCGACGCCAUUUACGGAGCUCACGGGGAGUUCAUGGUGGCUCUUAAGUAUGUGACAAUCCUCAUCUUCUUCCUCUUCUCUUUCUUCUCUCACUCUCUCUCGAUCCGGUUCAUCAACCAAGUCAAUAUCCUCAUCAACACUCCAUUUCCUCCCGAGGAGUUGGAGGAGAUGAUGAUGAUAACGCCGGAGGAGUACGUGGCGGAGUUGCUAGAGAGAGGGUUUGUUUUGAAUACGGUGGGGAAUCGGUUGUUCUAUGCGGCGUUGCCUUUGAUGCUUUGGAUAUUUGGACCGGUGCUUGUGUUCUUGUGUUCGGUCAUGAUGGUUCCUCUUCUUUAUAACCUUGAUUUUUUCUUCUUCGGCAAAGAAAGAAGCAAAAUCGAAAGAAAAACUUGUUUUGGAUCUGUGUAGAAUCCUGUUGAUAAGCAAUAUACAUUGGACUUGCAUGCAUAUUUCGAAAAUUAUUUCGGUUUCGGUUUAGAUUUUUUGGUUCAAGUAAAUUUCUAAUUAUAUUAUGCGUGAUAGUAUAAUUAUCAUAUAGUAUUGAUUAGGGUUUAUUGAUGAAUGAGUAUUAUGAGUAUGUACAUCCCUACAUGAGAACUUAAAGAUUAAGUUGGAGUAGGUGUCUUGUGUAAUGUGUCACGUUUCGGUUUGUUGAGAUUCGACGCUAUAAUUGGCAUUUCCAUGUGGGUAGCUUUAUAACUUAUACGCGUAUGAAGA